This is a messenger RNA of Colletotrichum lupini, 2253 nucleotides long. Its product is annotated as anaphase-promoting complex protein. The record is from RefSeq and is a predicted model, not a curated record. Bases 1 to 2253 code for a protein of 750 amino acids. The transcript is spliced from 2 exons. Gene Ontology annotation, biological process: anaphase-promoting complex-dependent catabolic process; protein K11-linked ubiquitination; positive regulation of mitotic metaphase/anaphase transition. Lineage: Eukaryota; Fungi; Ascomycota; Sordariomycetes; Glomerellales; Glomerellaceae. Gene Ontology annotation, cellular component: anaphase-promoting complex. Gene Ontology annotation, molecular function: protein binding.
AUGGCUCGAUACCUCACGCCUGCCAAGAUUGGCCUCCUCGCUCUCAUCGAGCUGUACACGGACGAACAUGUCCCCGCCACGGCAAUCAUCCCCGUGCUCUCCUUCAUCACAUCACAUCUCCUCGACCCAGACCCUCAGUCCUUCACCAACACCGCCAGCAAGGACACGCGUUGGAGGAAAGCCGAGAGCACCGUCAGCCUCGUCAUCGGCAUCAAGGACUUUGAGAAGCUGCUGAGCGCCCACUCCGUCGUUGUCGGCCUGCCGGGGCGGAAGCUAUGGGACACGUUCCUCGCCAAGCUGUGGGGGAUCAACUCUCUCGAUCUGCUCCACGACUUCUUCGCGCGCCAGUCGCAGUGUCUGGCCAAGACGAAGGAAGAGCUGCUGCGGGCGGCGGGCGGCGACGAGACCAUUGCCGCGCAGCUGUUGCAGGAGCAGCAACAGAAGCCUGGGAUCACACUGUCAAGAAACUCGCCGCUGGGUCAGUUUGUGCGGCGGUGCCAGCUCGAGUUCACAAGGCUGCUGUUCCACGAUGCGACGCAGCUCUGGACGGGUUUCGUGCAGUAUCGGCAGCCUACGGCGGGGUACCUCCGGAAGAGGAACCCUUCCUUUGGCCGGCUCAGCUUCGACAAUGUUCUCAUGACGGGCGAGCAAUCGGAGUGGGACUUGGAGGGUGUUGCGGCGCUCACAUCUGUCGUCUAUGGCGAUAUGGUGAGGAACGGUACUCCUGCUGCUGUGCCGGUGAGCACAGACGACAUUGAGCUUUUGCUGGAGUUCCAGAUCGAGCAGAUGCAGACAUUUGAUUUCCUCCAUCAAUACUUUGACUACACGAUGCAGAACCGAGACAGACUAUUCUAUCAAUACGCCUUGAUGAACCUGGCAGUUUUGCAAGCAGACUUUGGGUGCUACAGAGAAGCCGUCGCAGCCAUGCUCGAAACCGUAUCAACGGCCCGCGAGAACCGCGACAUGACCUGCUUAAACUUUGCACUUAGCUGGCUUUUCCAUUUUGGCAGAGCACACCCGGACCUUGUGAGAGACCUGGAGGCAGACAGUCUCCUCGGCACAGCCAAGGAGAGUCUUUCCUACCUGCGAGUCAAGGCGAAGGAGACGGGAAUGUGGACAUUGUGGGCGUCAGUGCUGCUCAGUGAAGCGAAGCUUGGCCUGGCAAACGGCGAGAGCGUGGCGACAUCGGUCGAACUUGUGGUUCGCAGCUCUCACCUCAUUGUCGAGCGGAACAUGAAGAAUAUGUUUGGCGCCCAGCUGUCCAUCCUGAUUGCUCUGUGGGAUAGGCUGGGGCUGUCGCAGCUCUCGGCCAUGGACUGUGAGAUUUUCUUACGGUGUCACGCGAGACAUUCGAUAUUCGACGACGAGCUCAAGGUCACAUCUCGUUUGGCGUCGCAGCUCGCGGCGAGAGGCAAGUUUGACGAGGCGUUGCAGAAACUGGAGGCCCUCGACGAGAACGCCCUGCGAUCAUGGAAACCGAGCCAAUACUGGUACAAGUACCGGGGCAUCAUCAAACUGAAGCGGGACCUGCACCACAACAACCUCGACGGUGCAGAGCAGCUGCUCUCGCAGCUUUUGCAGUCCAAAAAGGACGACUUGGAACCGGACAUGGCCUUUGUCGUCGACUUACUCCACAUCGACUGCCUCACGCGGCGGGGUGACCUACAGGCGGCUUUCAACAAGGUCGAAGACAUGCUGGCGGCGAUUCGCGACGAUAAGAGAGACAUUUCGCUCCGCGUGCGGCUCAUGCUGAUCAAGGUUCACCUUUAUGACAAGUGCGGGCGUCCGCAGCGGGGCUUCACCAUCGCCAUGCGCGCCGCGAGCAUGGCAUGGAGGGCGAGGCUGGUCUCCUGCCUGUGGCAGGCCAUCGGCGCCGUUGCGAAUAUCCUGACGUCGCUGGGCGAGUUCGACGCCUCGGUGCAGCUCCUCACGGCCGUCCUGCCGCGGAGUCUCGAGUGCGAUUCCGCAGCGCUGAGCGGGCAGCUGUACUCGUACCUAGCCGACGCCAACAUGGGCAUCGCGGGGACGAUGGCACCGCAGUCGGCCAAGAGGCGGGAGUACCUGACCCGGGCUACGGGUGCCAUACAAAAGGCGUUCGAUCAUUAUUCGAGUAUCGGGGAUAUCACAAGGCAGUGUGAGAUGAUGGCCAAGAAGGCAACCAUCAUGAAGGUUGCGGGGGAUAAGGUGCUGGCAGCGGAUUACGCGGCUGCGUAUGUAGCCCUGCGCAAAGAGGCGGCAGCACUUGCGAUAUGA